GUCACUUCCGGCUGAAACGCUCAGCCUCAAAUGUUUAGUAUUCACGAAACGGACGUAGUAGUUGUUCCCGCAAACGCGAAGUGUGCAUUACGCGACAGAGGAUUGAGAACAAUCCUACUUUGGUUCGCAAUGUCCGACUCGACCCACCACUGCUUCAGGGUCAACGAUUCUAUACGCGUACGUCGUAACAACGCUUAUACGAUGUUCAUAGUAUAACAGGCGUGAUGUGCAUUUUUUUUUCUUAGUUAACUAGGAUACCGACCUCUUACAUUCGUUUUAUUGUGCUCUUUAUCCCUAUAUCUUCGUUGUCACUCGUUUUUACCAUCAUCAUGGUGGCCUUCAAUUCCAUUAUCGCAUUCUCGGCUUUCGGUCUGGGUGUGCUGGCACACCCGACCAUCAAGCAUAUCGACCGACGCUUUUGUUCGCUCGAACAACGCAACAUCUUCGCUCGCUCGCAAGAUCCGACUUCGCCCGCACCAAUCCCCAAAGCGACGACAUGGAACCCGCCUUCCGACAUGGUCACCGGCCUAGACCAAGUAUGGAAGCAAACCAUGAAGGAGAACCCUCAAGGUCUUCAAGACAAGAACUGGAUCAUCGAUCAAAUGAUGGCCAACAACGGGAGUAUCAACUACUGCGUUCGCUGGAACCACUCGGGCAAAAGCACUGCUAGUGCGCGCGCGUCCACCGUCGAAGCUUUGCAGCGCUCGAUGCACAAGUGGUUUGACGUACUCGUCGGUUUCGAAGGGUUUCCACUUACUGAACUCAAUGUCGACGUUGUCGGCUAUGCUGUCAAGGACAAGAACCUCAUCGAAGGUGAUGUUGCUGAUCUAGACAUCUACACCACUACCGAUGGUGACGGCGUACCCGAGUGCGAUCCUCGCUGCUAUCGCGCCGCUCAUUUGGAUGGCGACAUGAGCCAAUGCCCCGGUGGCGACGCCAGCCGCUACGACAUCAGCCUAUGGCUUGACAAGAGUCUUGAGGGCCAAAUGGGAGGCUAUGGAUAUAACUGGGGAGAGGAGAUUGGUCCGGAUUACUUCCUGAACAAUAUUGACCAGGACAAUAUUCACAUCUUGCUCCACGAAAUGGGGCACGGCUUCGGUCUUCUAGACUUCUACGAUUGGGUGCCUCAGGGCCAGACCAACUUCAUCAUGAUGGCCGGUAGCGCCAUGGAGAUUACGGAGUUCGACGCUUGGAUGCUGAGGGAUUGGUGGAGGAAGUUGAAGGCGGAGCGCAAGUGGUAGGCUACUAUGUUCGUGGAAGUAGCAGUACCUCGCGCAUGGCUAGAUCUUUGGACUCCUUCAGUGUACUGAUGACUGGGGUAUAGUAAGAAGCUUUGAUUUCG
Molecule: messenger RNA, 1342 nt
Organism: Alternaria rosae
Lineage: Eukaryota; Fungi; Ascomycota; Dothideomycetes; Pleosporales; Pleosporaceae
Exons: 2
Coding region: 330-1241 (303 amino acids)
Source: RefSeq, a predicted model, not a curated record